AUGGAUUCAUAUGAUGGUUUUACUUCACCUGGAAGGGGUCGCGGAGGAGAUGCUUACCGUCGUCGUUCACCAGGUGUCUCACAGGACCGACGACGAGGUGGCGCAGGUCGUGGUCGAUCGCGGUCGCCCCCUGCAAUUGAUAGAUAUGAACCGGGAGAUCGUAACCGUGCUUCCAGAGACGAGUAUUAUACGCCAACUCGCGACUAUGCGUCUCGCGAACGCGAUGAUCGUCGGCGCGGUCCUUCUCCCGCUAUAAUUGAUCGGUACGUCCCGGGACAAGACUCGGGCAAACGGAUCAUCCCGACAAAUCCUCUCCCAAAUCCCAUGUCCCUUGACAUACAAGUUGGAUAUACGUGGUUUGCCGAGUGGUGGAGAGCAGAGCAGAAUGUCAAGGAGGAGAAGGAACGCGCAAAACACGGAGGUCGACACCCUGCAGACCGUGUAAAAGGCGAAAAGGAAGCUCGCGAAGAUCGAGACAAGGAAAAGAAUUUGAUUCAAACUGCUUAUGAUAAUUAUAAGGCAGAAUUGCAGGUGAAGAUGUCUCGUACCUUUGUGAAGCAGCACCGCAGUGAGGAGUGGUUCAAAGAGAGAUACGUUUCGGAGGUGCGCGACCCCUUGCGACGGCAUCUGAUGGACUUUCGACGCGGUGUUUACGAUCAAUGGGAACGCGAUGUUGAUUCUGGCUAUUUUGAUGAGUUUACAUUGGAGGGAAUCUACAAAAGCGAGAGUGAUGGUGCGGGCGGUGUUAUUGAGAAAGAGGAAGGUGAAGCGACCGCAGUCGGGGAGACUCUUAGCGUUCUUGAUCUCUUGCCAGCACGAGGUGCGGAACUACGUGACGAAGCCUUGUCGCAGCCUGCAUUACUCAUCAAAACUUUGGCGCCGAACGUGAGUCGAGUUAAGAUUGAGGAAUUCUGUAAAGAGCAUUUGGGCGAGCAAGAUGGCGGUUUCAGAUGGCUUAGCUUGAGUGAUCCUAAUCCGUCCAAGAAAUUUCAUCGUAUGGGUUGGAUCAUCUUGCAUCCUCCCCUACGUGAAUCUGCUCUUGUUGAGAGGGGAGAUGGCCGUGACGAGGAGGGCGAAGAGAAGGAUACGGAGACUGCAGCCAAUGGAUCCCAUUCGAUGUCGACAGCGGAGAAAGCCCUGGAAGCGAUCAAUGAUAAGACUAUCCAUGAUGCUGUCAAUGGAGACUUUGUUUGUCAUGUCGGUGUGCAUGUUCCGCCCUCUCAGCCGCGGAAAAAGGCGCUGUGGGAUCUGUUCUCUGCACCCGAACGUAUCGAACGAGAUCUUGAACUUGCACGUCGUCUUAUUGGCAAGCUGGAUUCAGAGAUGGGCCAAGUUGAUGGAUGUGCCAAGAUUGAGGCACGGGUGGAGGAUCUUCGCUCAAGAGGCUUCUUACAACCGACCGCUUCUACCUCGGAUAGCGCGAAGACAAAGAAUGGAGUUGACAUGGAUGUCGAUGAAGGGGAGGCUGAAGAAGGCGAGGAGGUGGAAGCUUUGGAUGAGGGCGAAGCAGAUAACGAGGACUUCCUGGCGAAGAAAAAGACGAUGGAUUUGAUGGUUGAAUACCUGCGUCGGGUCUAUAAUUUCUGUUUCUUCUGCGUCUUCGAAAGCGAUUCUGUUCAUGAAUUGGUUCGCAAGUGCCCUGGUGGCCAUCUGCGCCGACCCAGGUCUGGACUCAGCAACCAAGCCAAGCACGUUGCCAAGGCUAGUGCUAUGGGCCAACCAUUUCCCAUUAGAAAGAAAGAGCCCAGCGAGGACGGUGAGGAGGUUCCAACGGUAGACGAAAAGCGGUCUUCAAAGCUUUCCAAAGCAGAACAACAGCUACAGCGUGCCUUUAACUGGGUUAAGACUUUUGAGGAUAAGCUGCUCCAAAUACUAGAACCUGAGAACGUCGAUCUUUCGAAGCUUGGAGGGAAGCCUAUUGAGGAAGCUUUGGAGGAGGAGCUGUCCAAGCAUGUCAAGCAGGAAGACGAAUUCAAAUUUCGAUGCAAAGUCCCGGAUUGUGCGAAGCUAUUCAAGGCGGAGCAUUUCUGGCGCAAGCAUGUGGAAAAGCGUCAUGAGGAGUGGUACCACAACAUCAAGAAUGAUCUUGUGCUGGUCAAUGAAUACGUCCUGGAUCCUGCCCACAUCGCACCUUCGCGAACUGAUGCCAACAGCAACGGCCAUUUCCCACUCCCCGGCAACCACAUGCAAGCCGGCACGCCGCGUGGCUUUAACCUCGCGAACAUGCCGUAUUUCAACGGCGUUUCCAAUGCUUUCUCGGGCCUCCAUGGCGGUAGCAACUUCCCUGGAUUCAUGGGCGUCAAUUCACCAGGUUUCAACAGUCUUGUAGCCGGCGACGGAACCAUGAUGUCUUCCCACAACCAGCCAGGCGCUAUGCGCCGCAGCGGAGGACGGUAUAGCAACCGAUCUGGCCCCUAUGAUCGCCGUGGUGGUAAUCACCGAGCCGGACACAAUGCCAGUAAUGCUUCCAACCAGGGUCGUCUUAGCCCCGUGCGCGGUAUGUCAGGCAUGUUCGGUCCCGGCGGUCGUUUACCUGGCGGCGGUGGUGGAAUACCUUAUGUCCCACCCGGUCAUCCUGCAGCAGCAAUGCUCCCGCCCGGCGCUGUCUCUGCUGGUGCAAGCGGAGGAGGCGGGGCCGGAGCAGGCAGUGCCCUGGAUGCGGGCGGCGGUCAACAAGCGAUGAUGGGUCCACGCGAAGCAGUGCAAGGACGCAGUUUGAAGAGCUAUGAGGAUUUGGAUGCUGUUGGGGGAUCAGGAGGUGGAGAAUUGAACUAUUAG
Messenger RNA from Talaromyces atroroseus, 2778 nucleotides. RefSeq lists its product as hypothetical. Gene Ontology annotation, biological process: primary miRNA processing; mRNA processing. The transcript is spliced from 3 exons. The record is from RefSeq and is a predicted model, not a curated record. Lineage: Eukaryota; Fungi; Ascomycota; Eurotiomycetes; Eurotiales; Trichocomaceae. The coding region runs from base 1 to 2778 and encodes 925 amino acids. Gene Ontology annotation, cellular component: nuclear body.